Molecule: messenger RNA, 543 nt
Organism: Rotaria socialis
Lineage: Eukaryota; Metazoa; Rotifera; Eurotatoria; Philodinida; Philodinidae
Source: the annotation of a GenBank genome assembly
AUGGAAUUAUCGAAUCAAUCUUUCAUAAAAACAAUUUUCGAUUCUCACGAUACAACACUAGAACAAAUUCUUAAUAGGGUGGUACAAAGAGUAGGUGAAAUUUUAAAUGUCGACCGAUGCUUCAUAGGCGUGCGUGAUCCAUUAAAAGAGCGGUGCCUAGUGGCAUUUGUAUGGGGCCGUCCAAAUUUCAAAUCAAAUGAAUUUUCCCAAGCCAAUUGGGUUGAAGAGGAAUCUUUUGUUGAUGAUGAUCCACUUUAUAAAGUAGCAUUGGCUUGUCAAUCUUCUAUCUAUAUUGAAGAUGUUGAAACAACUUCACCUGAAAUCCUCAAUCGAGAUUUUGAAAGUCGUUUUUGUGGUCAUCGAGCAUUUAUACAUGGUCAUAUUGUUCAAGAUGGAGUACUGUGGGGAACAUUAGAACCGUGUGUAUUUGAUCAUCCUCGUCAAUGGACAGAAGAUGAACAUAUAUUCAUUGAAACUUUACUACCUUUAUUGGCAAAUUAUGUUAAGGAAUAUGUUACGAAGCUUCAGAUUGGCGAAUCAUAG